AUGCCUGGCCUGGAUGACACGGACCCAACUGACUUCGAGGGGAUCGAGGGUAUUGGCAUUCUGCCCGUGACACCGCCAGGCCACGAGCGUCCUCGAAAAGAGCCUCGCAACAAUGCUGCCACAGGCGCGUCCGCAGCUGGCGUACGCGCAUUUACGGCCCAGGCCGUAGCAUUCUACUUUCGAGCUCCCGUAAAAGCAUUCUUCCGUACCAGGGUUGACUACCUCGCCUACGCCAGGUCUCUGAACCCUCACGCACAGUCCGGCAAGUUCUCGUGGCGAGCGACGACGCCCGGCAUCCUGGCAUAUGCUGUUCGACAGUACGGUUGGAAGGUUAUCCCAGACCAAAUAUUGCCUCCGCUUCUCGCCAAUGCGACUAUCGGAGCAGCUCUCUACACUUCGUACCUUCAGGUCCUCGGCCGCCUGCACGAGCCCUCCAGCAAAGCCAGCAAAGUUGUCUAUCCGCCGCCCUCGCCAACCGCGACCUUCUCUGCAGGGUUCCUUGCUGGCGGUAUCCAGUCCUUCAUAGCGGCGCCACUCGACGCUCUACAAGUACGCUUCGACCGAAGGGAAGGUCAACACUAUAAUGGGAAGACAGUCUGGCAAUACUCCCACGAAAAGCUGCGGGAGAUAGGCAUGCGAGGCAUAUUUGCUGGAUGGGGUCUCUCAUUCGUCAAGGACUCCCUGGGAAGCGGCAUCUUCUUCUGCACUUUCGAAUACACCAAAUCCCAAGCCUACUACCGCUUCUUGACCUGGUAUUAUGGCUCGCUCGGUGAGGUCGCCCUCGAUAGUAUCGCAUCCAAGAAAGGUCGCCUGGCCACAGCCGCCGGAUCAUCUCCCACCGCUCCUCUCACCUCAUCAUCAUCACCAUCGACAAUCCGCCCCCACUUCGCCCUCGAGCCCUCCUUCCUCUUCGCCGCUGGCAUUUUCGCCUCUCUAACUCAGCAAACCAUUCUACAUCCGCUCACCAAUCUCCAGACUCAUCACUACGCCCGCCUCGAGCACCUCGACUCUCUCGCCAAACAAUACUCCUCAACUUCCACUCAGCCAAGCGAGUCCCGCGGCCGAAUGCUGCGCGCCUACUACCGCGCGUAUCUAUCAACACUCCGUGAGACACGUGCCGAGGCUGCUUCAGCCUUUCCCAGCAGUGGGACCACGGUUGGGAUGUGGCGAUACCUUUAUCGGAACUUCUGGUGGAAUACGCUGCGCCAGGUCCCGAGCACGAGUGCAGGGCUUAUCAUCUUCGAGCUGGUCAGAAGGAGGUAUGGCUUUGGAGGCGGGGAGGUGAGGAUCCAGCUGGAGGGAACGGGAUGGGAUGUUCUUGUUAGCUAG
This is a messenger RNA of Cyphellophora attinorum, 1329 nucleotides long. RefSeq lists its product as uncharacterized. Gene Ontology annotation, biological process: mitochondrial L-ornithine transmembrane transport. The transcript has a single exon. Lineage: Eukaryota; Fungi; Ascomycota; Eurotiomycetes; Chaetothyriales; Cyphellophoraceae. The coding region runs from base 1 to 1329 and encodes 442 amino acids. The record is from RefSeq and is a predicted model, not a curated record. Gene Ontology annotation, molecular function: L-ornithine transmembrane transporter activity.